AUGGGUAAUAGCGGCAGUUCCAUCACCGAUCUCAGUUUAUUUUCCAAAGGUAGCGUCUUUACGAGAGAUCAACUUGACGAAUAUCAGGAUUGUACUUUCUUCACACGUAAAGAUAUUUUACGCCUUUACAAGCGCUUUUAUGCGCUGAACCCUGUUAAAGUACCUACCAAUAUGCAAGGAAACCGACCGUCCAUUAUCACAUUGUGUUUCGAGGAGAUUGAAAAAAUGCCAGAAUUACGAGAAAAUCCAUUUCGACGACGCAUUUGUCAAGUAUUUUCCGACAAUGGUGAUGGUAAUCUGACAUUUGAUGACUUCCUGGACAUGUUUUCGGUUUUCAGUGAAAUGGCACCUUUACAACUAAAACUAAAAUAUGCAUUUAGAAUAUAUGAUUUUGAUGGUGAUGAUCAACUUGGUCACGAUGACUUGAGCAAAAUAAUUCGUUGUUUGACACGAGAUGAAUUAUCUGACGAAGAAGUUGAAUUUAUCAUCGAGAGAGUAAUCGAAGAAGCCGACCUUGACGGUGACGAACAGAUAUCAUAUGCCGAAUUUGAACAUGUUGUCUCACGUUCACCAGACUUUAUUCGUACCUUCCACAUACGAAUUUAA
Thelazia callipaeda (thelaziosis nematode) is the source of this 606-nucleotide messenger RNA. The record is from the annotation of a GenBank genome assembly. NCBI's taxonomy places the organism in Eukaryota, Metazoa, Nematoda, Chromadorea, Rhabditida, Thelaziidae.